AUGCCGCCUCAGCCGGACGGGAUCCCCGGCACAAGCGACAUGCCUUUCUUCUCGAGCCUGCACGGGAGGGAGCGUCGCGCCCUCCGUGGAAUAGCCCGGAUUGACCUGCAAUCGGCGGUCAAGUACGGUGAGAAGCAGCAGGCUGCGCCGGACCGCGCUACGGGUGCCCGCCGGUGGAGGUACACCCACGCGAACAUUGUGUACAUCACCGAUGAAACAUCCACGAAGGAGAUCACCUGCUACGCGAAACCAAACUCUCUUCCGCGUGCCAACUUAACCCUGGAGCACAUCCGGGACCAUGAAGCCGCCAAAAGCCGCUUGAAGGCAGAUCCUUCCUUGUGCACAUCGCACACCGUCAUCGUCGUGGACCAGUCCGGAUCCAUGAGGACGUGCGACGUUGAGGACUUCCGCACCCGCUCCAACGCCGUCUUCGGAGUGUUAGCCAUGGAUUUCGUGGCCAAGCAGAGGCUGUCCGGGGAAGCCACGGACAGGGACACCGUCUCGCUGAUCCUGAUGCGAGAUUCAGCGAAGGUUGUGUUCGAAAGGGAGCCUAUGGGCCUGGUCCUGUACAACAAGUUCGUCGGCCUCCACGACCAAAACACGCCGCGGUCGCACGGCAUGUUCCUGCCGGCGCUGAAUACUGCGCAAGGGCUCCUCAAGAGGCACGUCCAUGGCGGGUGCGGCUUGUCCCUGAUGUUCCUCUCCGACGGCCGGCCUAGCGAUCGCAGGCUUUCUUCUCCGAUGAGGACGAUCGCGGACCAGGACUUUUCCGUCCUCGAGGCCAUGGCCGACGCGGCCCAAGCCGUAGGAGCGCACGGGAAGUUCUACCGACCGGAGCUCUCUGCAGAGGGCCUGGGCACCGCUCUCGCUGGCAGUUCGUCGUCCCUGACGGUUGUCAAGUCGAGGCUCACGAGCUUGGCAACGAAGGACGGGCGGUCGCGAGAGCUGCGGAAGGUAGAGAGGGAAUCUGCGGGGGCGAAGUGGGGCCACGACCCUACGACGAUAGAAACGGGGGACGGCUGGGUGGUGUACACGGACGAAGUUCAGCGAUUCGAGUUCUCGUGCAAAGGGAUGCACUUCUCCAAGGACCCUUGGGUCACGGCCAAGCCCUUUUCUGAGGAGGCCAACGCUAUUGCCCUUCGGAAACGGGCUCUGGGAGAGGGGUCCGAGCGAUUGGUGUUCGGAUUGCAGGAAGUGAGCUCUCGCACCGGCAAGUUUGUCGGGCCGAAGCUGGUCGCCAAGGAGAGCAGCUACGUGAACGACGACAACCUCAAGAUGGCCUUUCACGAGUCCUUCGCCAAGACGCAGCACACCUCGAAGCUUCUCGCGGCCAAGUUCAACGAGAGGGUGCGGGAGCGCACGAGCAUCCUCGGGGUACCCACCACCCAUAUCUGGGAGGUGUCGUUCAUCGACUGCUCCGUGUACCAGUUCUUAGAAGGGUCGAUUCUCCGCGGUGUGUUGGUCGAAAAGAUGCUGGAGCCUGCUUGCCGUUACACGAAGUGGAACGGGAACAAUGGGUACGUGCGCAGCGUGUUUGGACCCCCCCCGGUCACCCCAGGCGAGGGGGAGAUGGCACGGCAGGUUCGAGUGGAAGGGAUGAUGGAGGUUAUUGUGGAGGGCGACGAGGAGGACGGUGACGCCAGCAGCGUGGACAGCGACAACGAUUGCCGUCCGACUGAAGAAGCUGGCGCCGAAGUCGGUGGCGCCAUGGCUACCGCGCGUUCAAAAGACAGAACACCAGCAGGCUCUUCGGCAGCCGUGGCGGGCGGCGAAGCUAGCGCCGAAGGCGGCGGUGGCGCUGCCACCGCCUCCGCCGCAACCGGUUCCAUUUUGGGGAAACGUCCGCGGCCCGCUACUACCGCUGACGACGCUAACGGUGGCGACGGCGCUCGCGCUCAUGACCACGCCCCUCUACACCACGGCUUGUCGUCACGCUCUUUCGUUCCCAAAGCGGAGUGCUACCCGCAGGCGUUCUCUCAUUUCUCGUUCUGGCAGACUCGCCGCCGGAUGCUGGUGUGCGAUCUGCAGGGAGUGCUGUCGAGUAGCGGCGCAGGGGAGGACCGCGCGGGAUUUUUCGAGUUCACGGACCCCGUGAUCCACUACAGGUCCAAGUCUGGACGGACCCAGGUUUACGGGAAAACUGACCUCGGCAGGAGCGGCAUGAACCAAUUCUUCGAGACCCACCGGUGCAACGACGUUUGCCGGCUGCUCGGCAUUGGAGAGUAG
Ectocarpus siliculosus is the source of this 2226-nucleotide messenger RNA. The record is from the annotation of a GenBank genome assembly. NCBI's taxonomy places the organism in Eukaryota, Phaeophyceae, Ectocarpales, Ectocarpaceae.